Lactuca saligna is the source of this 399-nucleotide messenger RNA. Lineage: Eukaryota; Viridiplantae; Streptophyta; Magnoliopsida; Asterales; Asteraceae. The record is from the annotation of a GenBank genome assembly.
AUGCCACCAAAGAAGAAAGGAAGGCCAAGGAAGGAACAGUAUGAACCAAAUCAGGCAUCAUGUAAUAGGUCUGAGAGGCAGGAACUUGUCCCUAUGCCACCAAAGAAGAAAGGAAGGCCUAGGAAGGAACAAUUUGAACCCAGUCAAGCAUCAUGUGAUAGGUAUGUGAGGGGAUGUGAGGAACAAGUGAAAAUUUUGUUUGACAAUGAAGAUAUUGAUGAUGACAGUCUGGUUGAUAUGAUGUCCACUUUUGAAGCUUCUCUUAGCCAACCAAAGGAUAAUUAUCAGAAAAGUGAUGGAUUCCAAGAUGCAAUGGAUGCUAUUAUUCAAAGUAUUCUUCAUGCUAAUGAUGACAAAGGUGUUGAGGAAGUUGAACCUGGCCUGACAAAAAAAACUUGA